UAGAUGCUCAGAUAUAUUAAUAUCUCAGUGCAUGCAGACACCGCAAAUAGACCUGGCUGCUCCGGGACAAGACACAGCACCCUCCACGAUGGGAGCUCAGCAUUCCCAAGCUUUCACAAUCCCCGAGCAGGAGGAGAUCAUGAGAGAAACUGGCUUUUCCCAGGCCAAUGUCCUACGCCUGUACCAGCGCUUUCAAGCCCUGGAUAAGGAUGAAAAAGGUUAUCUCAGCAAAGACGACCUGAUAUGCAUCGGAGAGCUAGCAGUGAACCCCAUUGGAGAUCGGAUCAUCAAUGCCUUCUUCAAAGAUGGGACAGAGGCUGCCGAUUUCCGGACGUUCGCUAACGUGCUGGCCCACUUCCGGCCAGUGGAGGGACCUGGAAGCUCCGAGAGCGUCAACAGCAGAUUCAAUAAGCUAAAGUUUGCUUUCCAGCUGUAUGACCAAGACAAGGAUGGGAAAAUCUCACGAGCUGAAAUGCUGCAGGUGUUGAGAAUGAUGAUUGGGAUCCAGGUGACCGAUGAACAACUUGAGUGCAUCACGGAUCGAACCAUCCAAGAGGCCGACAAGGACGGAGACGACGCCAUCUCCUUUGAGGAGUUCACAAAGUCUGUGGAAAAGCUGAACAUUGAACAAAAGAUGAGCCUCCGCAUCCUGAAAUGACCUGAUGGGAACCCGAGAAUUUGGCCCCAACUUGGAAAUGAAUAAAUGUGAUUCCUGGUCCAAGGCAGAACAGAUGGCAUUUGCAGAGAGAGAAUGUGGGACCCAGUCAGAUCGCACUUCCAUUCCUAGGGGAACAAGAAUGGAUCUGUCCCAUCAAGGUUCCUCAGAGAAGAUGGGAUGCCACAUACCAGGGUCAACCGACCAACUUGUGCCUGCAGUUCCCUCCUGCCUUCCUUAACUCAUGGCAGCAGUAUUUCAACCAGAAGCAGAUCUACCUUUUGCUUAGUGUUCUAAAAAGCUCUGCCUUUUGCACUGCAGCAUCUCGCUACCAUUUACAUUUUGAAGAAGGGGCAGAGAGCAGCACAGCAUUUAGCUCUCUUCAUGCAUGAGAUGUGGACAGGAAACACAACACUGGACACGGACAAAGGACUUCUCCUCUUUGCUUUUACUCUGAGGAACUCGAACUCCUCCUGCACUCCCUCUGAAGACCGUUACAAAACAGCAGAUUCAGGAGAGAUUCCAUCCUGCCCACCCUUUUCUCUUCUCCCCCUUGUUGUUCAGCCUGAAGAAUUCUGAAGAACUCAGACUCAACUUUGACAUUUUAGUUGCUACUAAUAAAAAGGUACUACCCUA
Messenger RNA from Hemicordylus capensis (graceful crag lizard), 1291 nucleotides. RefSeq names its product calcineurin B homologous protein 2-like. Lineage: Eukaryota; Metazoa; Chordata; Lepidosauria; Squamata; Cordylidae. The transcript is spliced from 7 exons. The record is from RefSeq and is a predicted model, not a curated record. Gene Ontology annotation, molecular function: calcium ion binding. Bases 32 to 658 code for a protein of 208 amino acids.